AUGGUGCUACAUCAGCGUCGACACAAGGCCGUCAUCCACCUCGCCGAGGUGCUGCUGAAGCGGGUUGCGCUCGCCGCCAACGAGCCUUUCAAGGACGAGCUGCCUUCCAACAUCAAUUGGCCAGAAGAAUCAUUCCGGAAGGAAAUUGGUGCGCCUAUUGAGCUGGAACGUACUUUUCACGUAAGCCGACGUCCUCUGGGAACUUCGCUUGGAUCCUCCGACAACGCCUUGCUGGAGGAUGACAACUCCACCGCUAUGGAGCUCAUCUGGGCCUUUCUGGCGGAUGUCGUGGUUGCAUCUUCCGAGCUAAGCCCGGACGAAGGCAAGCAGGUCAUGAAUACUGUCCAUCAGAUCCUGGCGCUCAUUCACAGGUUGGGGCUUGUCCCAUCCAAUAUCUAUGCUCACUGCCUGCCACGAGGAACCACCACCGUCCAACAACCGCCGGUUCUGCAUCUCCUAAACUCGAAUAUCCUGUCAACGCUGUCGGAUGCUGUUUGGCAUGCUUACCAGGACGAAGUGUCUACCCGGUCCAAAAAGGGUGAGAGGAGUUCUUGGAAUUUCUUCCCUGAACCACCAGGUGGUCCCCUACGAUCAAAGGGACGUGAGCUUGGUCCUGAAGUUUGGGUUGAAUUCAUCCUAUGGUGCUGUGUCGAGGCUGGCUUUGCGUCGACCGGUGUUCGGAUCCUCAAGUCGUUGCGCGCAGAUGUGGCAACUCCAUGGCGGGCUGUUCCCUGGACUGAUGUGGGACUGUCUCGGAAUGAUCAGAAUCAGAUGGCUUAUCUAGCGGAACAGACUUCUGAUGACGUGGUCUCUCGAAGAGAUUCGCGCUCUCCAGUCAGCAAUCCCCAGAAGCUCAUCAGUGCUGAAGUGGUCGUUGCUGUUGCCGACAGUCUGAUCAACAAUCUCAACUCGGAGGCUGGGAAUGGCGCUCUCCCCGUCCAUGAAGUUCAGACCGACCUAGAGGAACUUGUGUCCUUCUUGGGUCCUGCGAGUGUUGCUCCAACAUACGUUGAUUAUCUUGCUGUUCGGCUGCUUCAGACUGAACGCUUGUAUACCCCUGGCCACGUCGGCGGCUUGCACGCCUGGGCGUCAACUCUGAGCCGUCUUCGCGAUCUGCAGAUUGCUGAGGAGCAGCCCCGCCACGAACCCGGCCUUACGUUCGAUUUCGUUCUGGGUCGUUCUGAGCUGCAAGCGGGUGUUCUCCAUCAAGCUCUUCAAGGUUGCAUCGAGAACAACCUGGUCAAGAAAGCAGUCGACACCUUCACAGAUAUCCAGAAAAUGGUUGAUGGCAACAAGCUGCAAGCUAUUGGAGAGUUUCUUACUCUUUCUCUUCGUCCGGAAGACGGCUUCUUCACUUCCAGACUUGGCAGAGGACAGAACGAGUUCCUCGAAUCCUAUGGGCAGCUUCCUGCCUACAAACUGGCAGCGUUUCUUGAUUUGGUUGGCAGUGCCAAGCUAUUUGGACUUGGAGAUUGGCUUCUCUUUUCAGAUGACAUUGAUGGAGCUGCAUUGCCUGUUUCAACCUGGGGACAGCCCUCUAUUGCAGCUGCGCUGACUCGAUAUGCCGCAGCCAAGGGGGACCUUUCCCUGUUGGAGCGAGUUUUGUCAAUAUGCGCUGCCUCUGAUAGGAAAAUGACGGUGAACAUGUUAAGAGCUUUUGUGAUGAGCUACAUCACCAUGCGGGAGUGGGAGAAGGCGGGUCGAAUGCUCCAAGAACUGAAACAGGCGGAGGGUGGUGGCUACAGCCCCCGGAUGGUUGCCUGUCUCGCAGCUACGAUACUACGGUUGGAGGUCGACCCCGAAGUGUUGCUACAGGAAGAUUCGGCGUCCGACCUUACACAGGCUCUUCGACUCUUCUCUACAGUCUUAGAUGGCCUCUAUGAUUCAUCACCAGCAAGCUUCAGGAUCGAUCAGAAGAGAAUUUUCAAGCAGCAGAUCGGCUAUCUGUUACGUCUCCUGGAGAAUGUGGCAGACAGCAGGGCAGCGGAGACAGUGGGCAACUUCAAAGCGAAGUUUCCGGUCAGCAAUGAGCCUCAUCUCUCCCCAGAGACGUUCAACGUGGUCUACUCUGCCAUCGUCGAGACCAAAGGCGCACUGGAGGGCCGCAAUGUCUGGCACUUAUUCUGUAAAGAUCCGAGAGAGUCUGACACUCUACGUGGCAGGGCACUGCAUGACAACGAUGAAACUGUGCCUGACGAACAUAUCGCAGAUUUCGAUGAGGAGGGCUUCCCGGAGCCACAAACAGAAGAGUCGGUGGAGCGGGAGAUCGCUAUCACCCCCAGGUCUAGUAACCACCUGUCGAUAUCUGGCAUGGAGACUGAGGCCAUGGAUUCCGAAGCCCUUCUCAAAAGCUCCGUCGAGCCGUCGUCCCGUGGUCAGCCUUCGCUCGCAUACCCACCGUCACUCAAUAUCGAUACCGGGUUACCACACGAUGGACUCGGAUUCCCCAGCAGUCAGACAACCAUCAUUGGAAGCGACGAUCCGGAUAUACCAAUUGCUAGAGCUGCCAACGAGCCCGAGAAUGCGGCGCAAGAGCUCACUCAGGUUGUCGUUCCUGACAGCCGUACUUUGCAGAUUCUUGUGAGACAGGCGUUGAGCGAAAUCGAAGCGAGAAAGGGGCGCAAGAGGCCCCAUGCCGACCUGGAAGAGGUGAUCCACUGGGCAGGGCAGUUCUACAGCGCCUUCAAUCUAGCACCCGAGGAUAUCAGGACAGAAUUCCGAGUGUCAGAAAACAUGCCGCGUGCACUCAGAGUUGCUACCAAGCAUCGAAGGAGUCCGGCUGAACAUAUGGCACCAGCACGAGAGAAAUUUAGACUUAAUGUGUCCAGCCAAUUCUCAAGGGGAGCAUUCAACACUCGGUUACCGGGCACUCCCCGCGCGGAAGAGCAUGCAGCCCAAGUAUUUGGUGGUUUCCAGAUGAAAGAUGAUGUCAAAGGCGCUGAUCGGGAUGAAACUGAAAAGUUCCAAGAGCAAGGGUCGGAGCAAGAUCUACACGUCGCGCACGGGUUCAGAGUUCGGAAGUUUGGCACGUCAGUUACGCAUAAAUCUUGA
Messenger RNA from Cladophialophora carrionii CBS 160.54, 3051 nucleotides. RefSeq lists its product as uncharacterized. Bases 1 to 3051 code for a protein of 1016 amino acids. The transcript has a single exon. Lineage: Eukaryota; Fungi; Ascomycota; Eurotiomycetes; Chaetothyriales; Herpotrichiellaceae. The record is from RefSeq and is a predicted model, not a curated record.